CCAUUUGAUGGACAUUGAUACGUCUUGAUAUGAUGCUGUACAAUGGUUUUGUUUCAUUGUUCACUUUACCCCACAAACGAAGUGCAAGUCAGCACUAACCCCUACCCGUUUCGCUUCGUCCUUCAUGCAAGUCACUGGCCGGUGAGUCAGUCGCUCAAGGUCAAUGCGGAGAAUUGUUGAAACAGUUCAAUUGUCUCUGGUAUCAAAGUACUUUACAGGACUUGCCCCCAACAUAUCCAUCCACAUGUCAAUGCAUACAUCAAUAAUCUUCAGCUUACAACACCAUCACCAAUCAUGACUUCCAGCGUUACUCUCCUCCCUGCCGAACCUAGCGACAUACCAACCCUCAUAACCAUCUCCCACGCCGCAUUCGAACAAGACACCCACACACGCUUCAAAGCCCUCUACGCAGGCUACAACCACGGCGAAGGCAUGUCCUCCCCCCUCUCCUCCUGGAUCAACGACACCUCCAAAGGCGCCGUCAUCAAAGCCGUCUCUCCCUCCCACGAAAUAGUCGGCUGGGCAGCCUGGCGCUACAUCAAUUUCCAACCUACCGACGCCCCUCCCUCUCCCCCCUCUCCUACCAAAACACAAACACAAGAAGACCCCUUCCCUCCCCCACCAAAACCACCAUCCAACCCCAGUGUCCCAAAAAUCAAACACCUAGCAACCCUCACAGACGCAGCAAUGACGCACUACUCAUCCCUCCUCACGCCACCGGGUGUCAGAUGCCUCAUCCUAAUGGGCAUCAACGUCGCCCCCUCGCACCAAUCGCACGGCGUGGGCUCAUCUCUCAUCCGCUGGGGCACACGGCUCGCUGAUGAACAGAGGGUGUAUACGUGGGUGAGCAGUAGUCAUGAUGGGUAUAGGGCUUUUGAGAAGUGUGGGUUUAGGGAGGUGGGGAGGCUGGAGUUGAGUUUGGAUGAUUUUGUGGAGGAUGAAGGGGUCGGGGAGGAGAAGUGGGGAGAGUAUGUUUGGAGGUAUAUGAGGAGGGGGGUUGGUGGUGUUUAGUGGUUGGGGAAGGUGAUGUUGAUGUGAGUGGGGAUAGGGGGUAUCGCUUAAUUAACCCCCUUCUCGACUCGCUUGAGGCAAGGAGUGAAUUUUUACCCCUAUUCGUGAGCUUCAAAGCUUUGAAGGAUUUGGAUCGGUAAG
Messenger RNA from Mollisia scopiformis, 1152 nucleotides. RefSeq lists its product as uncharacterized. The record is from RefSeq and is a predicted model, not a curated record. Lineage: Eukaryota; Fungi; Ascomycota; Leotiomycetes; Helotiales; Mollisiaceae. Gene Ontology annotation, molecular function: acyltransferase activity, transferring groups other than amino-acyl groups. The transcript has a single exon. The coding region runs from base 295 to 1011 and encodes 238 amino acids.